Molecule: messenger RNA, 3881 nt
Organism: Mobula hypostoma (lesser devil ray)
Lineage: Eukaryota; Metazoa; Chordata; Chondrichthyes; Myliobatiformes; Myliobatidae
Product: adenylate cyclase type 8-like
Exons: 18
Coding region: 1-3540 (1179 amino acids)
Biological process (GO): intracellular signal transduction; adenylate cyclase-activating G protein-coupled receptor signaling pathway; cAMP biosynthetic process
Cellular component (GO): plasma membrane
Molecular function (GO): adenylate cyclase activity
Source: RefSeq, a predicted model, not a curated record
AUGGAAACAUUACACGAGGGUUCCGAGUUCGAGGUCCCCGUGCGGCCAAUUCAAGACCAGGCCGAAUCUCAAAAAGAAUUCCAGUGGCAAGGCAUUACCAGGUUCUUCGGCAAGAGGAAGGAAUCACUGUCCAAUGCCGCCAGCUUCCCAAAGUACAACUUCUCCAUCAGGAAAGAAUACAUUUACAAAAUCAACCAGCAGAUCCUGUCUGAUAUCUCCACCAAGGUGGGCUCCGUCUAUCCUUUCGUGGACAGUGAGUCCACAGACGUGACAGAGUUCUUCGUGUCGACGGGUUACAGUUACCGGGGACUACUGUUCCCCUCCUUAAACCAAUCCUUCAGAUCUAAGGAGCUGGAGAAAUUGUACCAACGCUACUUCGCUCGCCAGCGGCGGAAUUCUGUCGUGAUGAUGAACCUGAUAGACUGCUUGACCAAGUUCACUAUUCUGGUCGUGUAUUAUUUCCUAUCGCCCCAGCUGAUCGAACCUGUGAAGAGUGGGCUAACGGGCCUCAUCAUCCUCUUCUCAGCGACGCUGUGUUUAAUGGUCCAGGCUGGCAAGGACGCCGUCUCGCACAACUACCUGCAAUACAUUGGCCUCGCCACCUGGUUCUACCAGACUCUGCAGAUUCUCCUGGUGGUGGGGGUGGGCUUGAAGACCAACGAGACGUGGUACAUUCUCUACAUUGUGUUCGGCACCUAUACCAUGCUGCCCCUCCCGCUGCUCUGGAGUAUCCUAGCCGGUACCCUCUCAUCAGUCGGCCACCUACUCAUCGAGGGAUUCCGCUACUCACAAGGUGUCAUUUUCGCUCACCAGAUCUCUGUCAAACUGCUUCUGCUGGCUUGCAUGAACAUCAGCAGUCUCUUCAUCAGUUACCUCACUGACCGGGCACAGCGAUUGGCUUUCCUGAAGACUAGACAGAGUAUUGAUGGCAGGCUGCAAUUGGAGAAAGAAAACGAAAGACAGGAGAAGUUGGUACUGUCCGUGCUUCCACAGUUUAUGGUGCUCGAGAUGACUCAUGACAUGUCUGAAGAGGUGAGAAGGCUACGAGGUUUCCACAAGAUCUAUGUGCACCAGUAUGAGGACGUCAGUAUAAUAUUUGCAGAUAUCAAGGGUUUCACCAACUUAUCGAUUGUUCUUCCACCACAUGAACUGGUCCACCUGUUGGAUGAACUCUUUGGGCAGUUUGAUGACCUUGCUGAGAAGCAUGGCUGUAUGCGAAUUAAGAUCCUUGGGGACUGCUACUAUGCGGUGGCUGGAUUGCCUGAACCACGCACUGACCACGCUCACUGCUGUGUGGAACUGGGUCUGGGGAUGAUCCGAGCAAUUCGGAAGAUCCGCUUGAGUUUUCACUCAGACAUCGACAUGCGGAUCGGAAUCCACUCGGGAUUUGUCCUGUGUGGGGUGCUGGGUCUGCGCAAGUGGCAGUUUGAUGUCUGGUCACUAGAUGUACACAUUGCUGGUGAGAUGGAGAGCUCUGGUCAGCCUGGGCGAGUCCACAUAUCUGAAGCUACGUUACAGUGCUUAGAAGGAGAUUACCAAACGGAAGAGGGAUAUGGCCAUCAAAGGAGCAGUCUUCUGGCGCAGUAUAAUAUCCGGACUUUCUUUAUCAAGCAGCCAUCAGAUUUACCUAUCUCGAAACAAAGACAGUCCAGCAUCGGUCGUCCGAUCGUGAUGCAGGAGCGGAGGAGGGAGAACGUGCACAGCAGUGUGCUGCAGAUAGACGACAAUCUGCUGCACUUGUUGGAGUCCGAGACCCCCUGGAGGCUUGACCAUCCCUUUAACAGGAUCAUCAGCUUGAAUAAAGUUAUGGCGGCCCUGAUGAAGAAAUGUAAGAAAAAGGUAGACAGAUCGAAGGUGCAGUGUCACAGCUUGGCCAGAUUUACUGAGGUGAACUUCAGAGUCGAGAAAGCCAUCCAGCUGCGUAGCAGUGACAAACUGCGGGCAGCCUACAUCAGUGAGAUCACUCUGACCUUCAAGGACCACAACAUUGAAAAGAAGUAUCGCAAGAUCCGGGACGAUGUGUUCACCUCCAGUGUGGCCUGUACCCUCCUCAUGAUGCUGUUCAUCAUCGCAGUACAGCUGGUGUUUACAGUGCCCGAGGAAGAGAUGAGGCUCGGCCACUUCAUCUGCACCGUGCUCGUCCUCUGCUGUCUUCUGUGCUGCACCAUGGCCGAGGGGUUUGCCUGUCUCCCGAAGGCCAUGCACGAAAUGUGCUGUUGGAUACAGGAGACAUACAGUGUCCGGACCACCAUCAUGGUCUUCUCCAUCUCGAUUAAUUUCAUCUCAUCCAUUUACGACAUGAUUUGGUGCCCAAAUUUGAACCCGUUUGAAGAAAUUGGGUACAAUGUGACCAAGUGGACAAACUCUAGCAUGUGGGCAAACAGCAUCUGCAGUCAGCCGGAGUUUUUUAUGCUGGUUGGUGUGCCAACCAUGGUCACUUGUGCUGUCUUUCUCCAUCUGCAUUCGGUUGUGAAGAUGUUGUGUCUUGCACUGAUCAUGGCCAGCUACAUCUACAUUACUGAAGUCGCCCUGGAUCAUGCAGAUCCACAAGUAUCAGUGACCAGUGCCUACACCAGGUGGCAUCAAGGGAUCAUUGUCGUGCUGAUGCUAAUGUUCGUCAUAACUGUGUUUUACCACGGGCGACAGGUCGAGUCAACUGCACGACUGGACGUCCUAUGGAGGCUGCUGGCCAAAAGGGAGAUGGAGGAGAUGGCGGAGUUACGGGAACACAAUGAGAACCUGCUCAACAACAUCCUGCCGAGCCACGUGGCACACCACUUCCUCAACCGGGAACCAGACAACGAGGAUCUUUACUUCAAGUCACACGAUGAUGUGGGGGUUCUGUUUGCAUCCAUCCCAGAAUUUAACGCCUUUUACUCUCAGGCAGAGAGCAACCAGCAGGGAAUGGAGUGCUUACAGCUGCUGAAUGAGAUCAUUGCUGACUUUGAUGAGCUCCUGAGUGAAGAACGCUAUCAGAAGAUUGAAAAGAUCAAAACCAUUGGAAGCACGUACAUGGCGGUAUCAGGGCUGGCUUUACCGAUGGAGGGGACUGCUGAUGCCUGGCACCAUCUCUGCACCCUGGCGGACUUCUCUCUGGCUCUUGAGAACAUCAUGCUUGAGAUUCAAAAGCACUCUUCCAUCAACUUCACGCUCCGUGUUGGGUUCACUCAUGGGCCGGCGAUCUCUGGGGUGAUUGGCGCAAAGAAGCCCCAGUUUGACAUCUGGGGCACCACGGUGAACUUGGCAAGCCGCAUGGACAGCACAGGGGUCAGUGGCAGGAUCCAGGUGCCCGCCCAGACCCGACAGAUCCUCCACCUUCGCGGAUUCGCCCUGCAGUACCGGGGGCCCAUCUACGUGAAGGGUGUGUCGGAGACGCAGGGAAAAGUGGAGACCUACUUCCUGACGGGCAGAGUGAGGGAGGUGGUGAAGCACAAGUGGAGGAGGAGGCAGAGUGCACAGCAGACCCUGUCGGCUUUCGUCUCUGGGCUGGUGCAGAAGAAGAACCUGGAAAUGCCCUCCAUCGAGGAGCAGGACAACUGACCCGGGACCCCUGCCUCCAGCAAAAGCCCAGGCCGUGGUCCAGUCAGACAGCUGCCUGAAAGUAUUCCAUUGUAGAUUGUGGAUUUAAGGAAGACUUUAUAAAUGCUGAGAUGAGAUGGUGUGUGAGGAGAGACUGAGGUCAGUGGUCACAGAGAUGGCAAGGCUCCCCACAGUCUCACCACCACCCCUUGGUCACACGUCCGAGUCGAUGGGCCUGGCUCCCAGGUGACCGGCAGUGGCCCCAGACUCUCUGCCGCAGCUUAAUGCUGUGGGAAACAUGAGGCCGGAACUCAAACAGCCGGGGUAGCUGUGAAAAUGUCACACAAAACUUGGCUGGGACU